Physella acuta is the source of this 1233-nucleotide messenger RNA. Its product is annotated as peptidase M20 domain-containing protein 2-like. Gene Ontology annotation, molecular function: dipeptidase activity. The record is from RefSeq and is a predicted model, not a curated record. NCBI's taxonomy places the organism in Eukaryota, Metazoa, Mollusca, Gastropoda, Physidae.
AUGGAGCAACUGUUUGCUACAGCCUGCCUAGCCAUUGACCAGGAGGCUGAUGCCUUAGAACAGUUGAGCCUUACCAUAUGGAGGAAUCCAGAACUUUUGUUUCAAGAGAGAAUCGCCCACGAUGCACUGACGAACUUUCUAGAAGAACGAGGGUUCGCUGUAGAGAGAGGCUACAAAAACGUUGAGACUGCUUUCAGGGCAACCUGGGAGUGUCCGGCUACUGGGGAAAGUGAGUACAAGACCCCUAACAUCGCUGUACUGUGUGAGUACGACGCCCUGCCUGAGAUCGGACAUGCCUGUGGUCACAACCUAAUAGCACAGCUCGGGGUGGCAGCUGCUCUUGGGGUCAAGGCCGUUAUGGAAAAACAUGGACGGCCAAUAGGAAAGUUGACCGUGCUGGGGACCCCUGCAGAAGAGGGAGGGGGAGGAAAGAUCGUUCUGAUGGAGGCCGGAGCUUUUGAUGACGUGCAUGUGGCCAUGAUGUGUCACCCAUGUUCAGAGAACAUUGCCAUGCCUAAUACUCUGGCCAUGUACACGAUCACCUACCAUGGGAAGGCUUGCCACGCCUCUGCCUCGCCAUGGGACGGGGUCAACGCCCUGGAUGCCGCUAUACAAGCUUACAACAGCAUCUCAGCAUUAAGACAACAGCUGAAACCAACAACACGGGUUCAUGGGAUCUUCACAAAAGGAGGCACCAAGGCCAACAUAAUCUCAGACUUGACCCAGUUAGAGUAUUGCAUCAGGGCCAAGGACAGACGUGAACUGGAAGUUGUCGCCCAGAAGGUCACCAAAUGUUGGGAUGGCGCUGCCAUAGCAACGGGUUGCACGGUUGACAUAGAUCACAGCCAAAUUGGCUAUUCUGAUAUAAACAACAACCGGACCUUGGCCAAAGUUUACGAAAAACACAUCAACAUGGUGGAGCCAGACAGGAGAAAUUUUACAGAGACGUGUCCAGUGGGAUCUACAGAUAUGGGAAAUGUCAGCUAUGUAUGUCCCAGUAUCCACCCUAUGUACAGGAUAGGGGCUGCACUUAACCACAGCAAGGAAUUUACCAAGGAAUCAGGAACCAGGUCAGCCUUCCUGUUGUCACAGACCCAAGGAAAAGCUCUGGCACUGACCGCUAUAGAAAUUAUGUCGGAUCUGGGACUGUUGGGGGAGAUUACUGCAGAGUUCAGGGAGAAAACUGGACGAAAUAACUGACUUCAAAAAUGUUUCUGAAGUUUUUCUUCACUU